UUUCGUCGUCCCUGAGAUUCGCCGGCUGAUCAAUUUGGCAGAAGGCAGGUUGAGUAGACGCGACGACUGUUGAUGACUGGGCGCGACGCAGAACCGAGGCGACGGGCUGCUGGUGGUCGAGGUGAUGGCGGCGGAGGAUCUAAACAUAACAACGUCGAUCCAGAUCUGUCGGCUCCGGCUCCUCUAGUCGUGAGAUGGAAAAGGAAGAUGAAGAUAUUAAAGCGGUGGGAUUUGUGAUCUAGAAACUUGGAAGAGAUGCGAUGAUUUUGUAACAGGGGAGAAGACGAGUGUGAUUUGGAAUUUGGUAAGGAAGAUGGGAAUGGGAUUUGGAAUUUGGGUGGCGAUGAGAUAGAGGGGAGGUUGGGGAGGUAUGGACGACGG
Linum tenue is the source of this 381-nucleotide messenger RNA. Lineage: Eukaryota; Viridiplantae; Streptophyta; Magnoliopsida; Malpighiales; Linaceae. The record is from the annotation of a GenBank genome assembly.